Messenger RNA from Acanthocheilonema viteae, 643 nucleotides. The record is from the annotation of a GenBank genome assembly. Lineage: Eukaryota; Metazoa; Nematoda; Chromadorea; Rhabditida; Onchocercidae.
GUUUAUUGGCGAAGAGUCUGUAGCAAAUGGUGCAAAAAUUGACUACACCGAUGCACCUACCUGGAUUAUUGAUCCAAUUGAUGGCACCACGAACUUUGUUCAUAGAAUUCCAAUAAUUGCCAUAUGUGUAGGACUGGCUAUUAAGAAACAGUUACGUGCUGGUAUUGUUUAUAAUCCAAUUACUAAAGAACUUUAUACCGCGCAGUCGGGGCGAGGAGCUUUUCGAAAUGGUUUUCCAAUCCAUGUUUCUGCUACAAAAGAAAUAAGUCGAUGCUUAAUUGGUCAGUCCCACGGAAUUCAUAACUUGGUCCAAUUUGGUGAGAAAUGGUUGAAAAUCACGAUGGACAACCAUAGCCGGCAAUGUCUUGCAGGCAUACGGGGACAUCGAUCAUUCGGCUCUGCAGCUAUGAAUAUGGUCUAUGUGGCUCAAGGUGUGUUGGAUGCAUAUGUUGAAUACGGUCUCCACGCAUGGGAUGUUGCCGCUGCUGGAAUCAUUGUUAAGGAAGCCGGUGGUGUGUUACUAGAUCCAACAGGAAUCGAAUUUGACAUUAUGAGCCGUCGAGUUCUCUGCACCUCAACCCCCGAACUGGCUAAGGCAAUAAAAUCAACUCUCAGUCACGUUGAAUACGAGAAAGAAGGAUAA